ACGUAGUUUGCACAUCGAUAGGAUCGCAUACAUUCAUAAAAAAAGAGCCGAGUGGAAGCCAAGUAGGCAAAGCAUCGAAAAAAGUGCUAACGCAAAAAGUACAUUUGCAAAAGUAAUAAUUGUAAUUGAAACGUAAAAAGAGUGUAAAAUACAAUGAGCAAUGCUGGCGGCGGAGGUGUGGGGGGAAAUGCGCGACCACCGCCCCGAAUCGAUGGCAUGGUUUCGCUAAAGGUCGAUAAUCUCACAUAUCGCACGACGCCCGAGGAUCUGCGCCGUGUUUUUGAGCGUUGCGGCGAAGUUGGCGAUAUUUAUAUCCCACGUGAUCGUUACACACGUGAAAGUCGCGGAUUCGCCUUCGUACGUUUCUAUGACAAGCGCGACGCUGAGGACGCACUGGAAGCGAUGGACGGUCGCAUGUUAGACGGCAGGGAGUUGCGGGUGCAGAUGGCACGCUACGGUCGUCCCUCGUCGCCGACGCGACGCAACAGCAGCAGCAGUCGUCGCGGCGCUGGCCUCGGUGCUGGAGCUGGGGGCGGGGCGGGUGGUCGACGUCGCUCGCGUUCUCGUUCGCCGAUGCGUCGACGAGCGUCGCGCAGUCCGCGUCGACGUUCGUAUUCGCCGCGUUCGCGCUCUCGAUCGGCUGGCAGCCGUUCGCCGGUUCGCCGCAGCAAAUUCUCAAGGAGUCCGGUGCGCGGCGACAGUCGCAAUGGCAUCGGCAGCGGCUUAGCAGCUGCCGGCGGUUCGCGCAGCCGCAGUCGUUCUUAAAAUGGCGACACCGUACGCCCCUCUCCCCCAACCCCCAACCUCCUAAGCCGCUUCAGACGUUCCAUAUACUUUUGAUGUACGAUAAGCCUUAAUUGACUCGAGUGGACAAUGCUAUCCAGGGAACUCCUCAAGUGGGCUGCAGAUCGAUCUAAAAAUCUUCUCAUCAUGCUGUGUACCAGAACAGCAGGCCAAAGUGUGUGCGGCAGUUGCAGUUGCAGUCGUUGGUUGCUGCGCCGUCGCCGUCGCUGUUGCCGUCGCUGUUAAUAAUGUAAAUGUUAUUAUAUAUGGCUGGCGAGAGUCGUGCGUGGGCAAGGGAGAAAGAGAGAGAAGCAGGGCGGAGAGUGCGAGAGCUAGAGCGCGGAGAGA
Molecule: messenger RNA, 1131 nt
Organism: Drosophila grimshawi
Lineage: Eukaryota; Metazoa; Arthropoda; Insecta; Diptera; Drosophilidae
Gene: SC35
Product: serine/arginine-rich splicing factor 2
Exons: 5
Coding region: 154-765 (203 amino acids)
Molecular function (GO): RNA binding
Source: RefSeq, a predicted model, not a curated record